Messenger RNA from Oryzias melastigma (Indian medaka), 2019 nucleotides. RefSeq names its product RNA polymerase I subunit F (gene polr1f). Gene Ontology annotation, biological process: DNA-templated transcription initiation. Gene Ontology annotation, cellular component: RNA polymerase I complex. The transcript has 4 exons. Lineage: Eukaryota; Metazoa; Chordata; Actinopteri; Beloniformes; Adrianichthyidae. Bases 425 to 1558 code for a protein of 377 amino acids. The record is from RefSeq and is a predicted model, not a curated record.
GAAUCCGAGCUUGGGCACUUUAAAAAAAAAUGCUUAUUAAAAAUAGGCCUAAUCUAAAACAAUGAUUUUAUAAAUCCUGAUGUUUGAACACAAUACAUCAAGGAUAUUUUUUUAAAAGAGAGAGAUAGCAAGGUGAAUGGAUGGUAGUGUAUCCUCAAAUAGAUUGAAAUGAUCACACAAUUAUGCAAUUUUUAAAAAAAAAAAAAGGUUAAUUACUGCUAAUAAAUAUCUUAGGAUGCAGCUGGCACACUUAACUUUUGGAGGGAUGAAUCCACCAGAUAAUGACUUACUUUGCAGCUUUUGCUUCACAUUUCCUUUUGUAGUUCCACCGCCUCACCACCAGGGGGAAACCUAACUGGUUAGAGGCAGAUCGGUCCUCUUUCCGGAAAUACGUCGUGUUUGUUUUCCGGUCUUCUCCCGCAGCAUGGAGAACCUGAUCCACGCUGAACCAAAACACGUGAACAUGUCAGCUGAACUCGCGGCCGUCCCCGGCUCGGUUCCGGUGGAUCCAGCGUCCGCGGGGGCAGAAAAAGCCGCGGGCGGUGUGGCGUGUCUGGUCCCGUCUUACUCCGCCGCCGUGGAGCUGCUGUCAGCGCCGUACUCCUGUCUGGUGAUGAACACCCGCAGGAGGCACGUCGUCCUCCCGCCGGUCUACCUCUACAAGAAGAGAACCGGAAUCCAGGAGGAGCUGGAAGCGGAGCUCCUCAAGUUCUCUCAGAGCCUGAACGGAGUCCCCCUGGCUUAUGACGACAUCCGGAUAGUGGGCAGAUAUGGAGACAUCUUCGAUGACAGCGGCUACAUUCACAUGGACAUAGAGGCCAACUUUGUUGUUUUUCAGCCCAAAAAAGGGCAGAAACUCCUGGGUAAAGUGAAUAAACUCGGAGUCAGCCAUGUGGGCUGUCUGGUGCACGGCUGCUUCAAUGCCAGCAUCCCGAAGCCAAACCUCGUGUCUGUGGAAACCUGGAGGGAUGCGGGGCCAAAGAUCGGGACGGAGCUGGAGUUUGAGGUGACGGCUUUGGACGCGGAUGCUGCGGGGGUUCUUCUGAUCAGAGGACGCCUCCUCAAGACCAGGGUCCAGGAGCUGCUCGCCAUGUGUGAAAGCUCAGAGUCUACUUACCCCGGAGACACAGAACCAAACCCAGAGUCUGUCCAGCAAGAACCAGAGGACACCCCCAAGAAGAAAAAGAAAAAGAAGAAAGACCAGAUCAAGGAGGAGGAGGCAGAAGAGGAAGUCACGAGGUUGACUCCGAGCCAAGCGGACGGUAGAUCAACACCACAUCCAAACGGAACGACGGAUGAGAUGCAGAACGACGAAGCCGGUGAGAAAAAGAAGAAGAAGAAGAAGAAAAAGGAAAAACACCUAAAGGACGAGACGGAGGAGGUUGAGGUAUCUCGCGCAGAAGUCCACUGCAGCGACUCCAGCGGUUACCUCAGCGACAAACCAAGCAAGAAAAGAAAGCAUGAAAACGGUAACGACGGCACGCCAAGUCUCAGUGAUGAAAUCACGCCUACAAAAUCUAAGAAGAAGAAAAAAACAGAUGUGGAGCAGUAUGGCUGAAGUAAGACUUUUCUGUGUGGAAUUCAAAUCUAUCAUUAAAACAAAUCAAAGUGGCGCCUCUGAAGUAUUUCUCGUGCCUUAAAGAUUUACCAGUUUAAAAAAGAUUACUGGAUUUUUCUGAGCUUCUGUGAAACUUCUGAUGUUCAGAACAAAACAAGUCGAGUCGUGUAAUUUUUUUUUUCUUUUUUUUAUGUCUACUUUUGGGUUGAGCCCAUCUUUAUCCAAAUACCAUAAAGUGAGAACUUUUCAUCUCAAAAGUCACCAGCAGAGGGAGCCAAAGCAUCCAGACUCAAGACUUCACAGUUUUUUAUGACAUCUCCCUGAAAUUAUCUGUAAUUGUUGAGGUAAUAAAAGUAUUUUUCUAUUAAUUCUCUGCCACAAUCAAACAUUUGUAUGUGCUUGCAUCAAAAAAUCCUCAGGAUUAUUUUUAUUCCCACCAAAAUAAAUGUAUCUUAGAAAUA